AUGUCAGCGAUAUUAUCAACUACUAGCAAAAGUUUCUUAACAAGAAACUCUGCCAGAUCAUGCCAAAAUACGCAAAAGGCUCUUUUCGCGCUGUUAAACGCUCGCCAUUACAGUAGCGCCUCUGAACAAACGUUAAAGGAGAGAUUUGCUGAAAUUAUUCCAGCAAAAGCAGAAGAAAUUAAAAAAUUUAAGAAAGAACAUGGUAAAACUGUCAUUGGUGAAGUUCUACUGGAGCAAGCUUAUGGUGGUAUGAGAGGUAUCAAAGGCCUUGUUUGGGAAGGUUCAGUUUUAGAUCCUGAGGAAGGUAUCAGAUUUAGGGGUCGUACCAUUCCUGAAAUUCAAAGGGAACUACCAAAGGCUGAGGGAAGUACUGAACCUUUACCAGAAGCUCUAUUUUGGUUACUUUUGACGGGUGAAAUACCCACCGAUGCUCAAGUCAAAGCUCUUUCUGCAGAUCUAGCUGCCAGGUCAGAAAUUCCAGAGCACGUCAUCCGACUUUUAGAUAACCUGCCAAAGAACCUACAUCCAAUGGCACAAUUUUCUAUUGCAGUAACUGCUUUGGAAAGUGAAUCUAAGUUCGCCAAAGCAUAUGCUCAAGGUGUUUCUAAGAAGGAGUACUGGAGCUACACCUUUGAAGAUUCGUUGGACUUACUGGGUAAGCUACCUGUCAUUGCCUCCAAAAUUUACCGCAAUGUAUUCAAAGAUGGAAAAAUUACAUCUACCGAUCCUAAUGCCGACUACGGUAAAAACCUAGCUCAGCUUUUGGGUUAUGAAAACAAAGAUUUUAUUGACUUGAUGAGACUAUAUCUAACAAUUCAUUCCGAUCAUGAAGGUGGUAAUGUCUCUGCUCACACCACACAUUUAGUGGGUUCUGCCUUGUCUUCGCCUUACCUAUCUUUAGCCGCUGGUUUGAACGGUUUAGCUGGCCCAUUGCAUGGACGUGCCAAUCAAGAAGUUUUAGAAUGGCUAUUUAAAUUGAGAGAAGAAGUGAAAGGGGAUUAUUCGAAAGAAACAAUUGAAAAGUACUUGUGGGACACUUUGAAUGCAGGAAGAGUUGUUCCAGGUUAUGGCCAUGCUGUCUUAAGGAAAACCGAUCCUCGUUAUAUGGCUCAACGUGAAUUUGCAUUGAAACAUUUCCCAGACUAUGAAUUAUUUAGGCUAGUCUCCACUAUUUAUGAUGUUGCCCCAGGCGUUCUAACCAAGCACGGCAAGACCAAGAAUCCAUGGCCAAAUGUUGAUUCGCAUUCCGGUGUUUUAUUGCAGUACUAUGGCCUAACAGAGGCUUCGUUCUAUACUGUACUGUUUGGCGUUGCCAGGGCCAUUGGUGUGUUACCUCAGUUAAUCAUCGAUAGAGCUGUUGGUGCUCCAAUUGAAAGGCCAAAGUCAUUCUCCACCGAAAAAUACAAGGAGUUGAUAAAGAAGAUCGAAAGUAAAAAUUAA
Messenger RNA from Saccharomyces mikatae IFO 1815, 1440 nucleotides. RefSeq names its product citrate (Si)-synthase CIT1 (gene CIT1). Gene Ontology annotation, cellular component: mitochondrial matrix. Bases 1 to 1440 code for a protein of 479 amino acids. Gene Ontology annotation, biological process: tricarboxylic acid cycle; citrate metabolic process; carbohydrate metabolic process. The transcript has a single exon. The record is from RefSeq and is a predicted model, not a curated record. NCBI's taxonomy places the organism in Eukaryota, Fungi, Ascomycota, Saccharomycetes, Saccharomycetales, Saccharomycetaceae.